Messenger RNA from Trichomonas vaginalis G3, 333 nucleotides. RefSeq names its product organellar and viral DNA polymerase type B. The record is from RefSeq and is a predicted model, not a curated record. The transcript has a single exon. The annotation marks the transcript as partial. NCBI's taxonomy places the organism in Eukaryota, Parabasalia, Trichomonadida, Trichomonadidae.
GACCCAGUUGUUGGAUAUAACUUCAUAACUUAUGGUUCAUUCGAUACGGAACGUUGCAGUGAAGGCUUACUUUACAUCGUUCAGAAACCGAAGGACUUCAAUACAAAGAGAUAUAAGAUAGGAAGAACAUAUAAUAUAACUCAAAGAUAUGACUCUACAGUCAAUAGAGUCAAGGUUGUGUUCGUUAACGAUAUGAGAGCUGCUGAAACAGAACUACUUGAAAAGUUUGAGAAAAUGUAUGGUGCUCCCACGAAAGGUAAAGAAACGUUUGAAGUAGAUGAGAUAGAUAGUGCUAUAAAAUUAUUUGACGAAGUUGCUGAAAAAUACAUGUAA